This is a messenger RNA of Olea europaea var. sylvestris, 1626 nucleotides long. Its product is annotated as putative leucine-rich repeat receptor-like serine/threonine-protein kinase At2g24130. NCBI's taxonomy places the organism in Eukaryota, Viridiplantae, Streptophyta, Magnoliopsida, Lamiales, Oleaceae. The transcript has 3 exons. The record is from RefSeq and is a predicted model, not a curated record. Gene Ontology annotation, molecular function: protein binding. The coding region runs from base 1 to 1626 and encodes 541 amino acids.
AUGAAAGCUGGCAUCAGGUGCAUAGAAAAGGAGAAAGAAGCUCUUCUCAAGUACAAAGAUGAGCUUAUUGAUGAAUAUAGCCAACUCUUUUCUUGGAAAAAUGAAAAAUAUAAGAAGGAUUGCUGCAAAUGGAGUGGUGUCAGUUGUGACAAUCAAACUAAUCAUAUUGUUGAGUUGGAUCUUGGUUUUAUGCAUCUAAGAGGUAACAUUAGCGUCUCGUUGCUUGAAAUACAACAUUUGAAAUAUCUAGACCUCAGAGAGAAUGAUUUGAAUUAUAGCAGGAUUCCACAAUUCAUAAGUUCCCUAGGGGAUUCGCCUUGUCCUGCAUUAUCUUUCUUGUUAACGACCUUAGAUCUCUCUCAUAAUAUGUUUAAUGGUACCAUGACCCAGUGCAUAGGAAACCUUUCGAAACUCAAAUCUUUGUUUCUUUAUUCAAACAACCUCGAAGAAAUAAUCACUGAAUCCAAUUUCUUUAAUCUUUCCCAAUUACAAGUGUUGGACUUGUCUUACAACCUAGCUAUCUCAUUCAAUAUCAGUUUAGGAUGGAAUCCUCCUUUUCAACUAACACGUGUAAAUUUAGCAAGUUCCAAAGUAGGUCCACAUUUCCCCUCAUGGUUUAGAACACAAACGAGAUUACGGAAUCUUGAUAUCUCUAAUGCUGAAAUUUCAGACACCUUCCCUAAUUGGUUUUUGGAGCAAAUUCCAAAAUUAUCAAAUUUAAAUGUAUCACAUAACAAUUUUCAUGGUGUCCUUCCUGAUUUGUCAUCAAAGUCCUCUACUUUCAAAUCCAUAGAUCUAAGCUUUAAUCAUUUUAAUGGUUCAUUACCAAUUUUGCCUCCGAAUGGAUCUGUAGUGGAUUUAUCGAGUAACAAAAUUUCUGGGUCAGUUACCAAUAUAUGCAAUGAAACUGAUUGUUAUUGUGGAUAUCUUGACCUCUCGAAUAACAUACUCUCUGAACAGCUUUCGAAUUGUUUUUUGACUGGUAAUAUACCUACAUGGGUGGGAGAUACUUGGACUUCUUUGGUCUUUCUGAGUCUCAGGUACAAUGAGUUCUUUGGUAGUAUUCCUUCCCAUUUGUGUCGUCUUGCAGACUUACAAGUGUCGGACCUCUCUUUAAACAAGAUUUCUGGUGGUAUGCCAAAAUGUGUAAACAACCUCACUGCUAUGAUUCAAGUGGAUUCUGAGUUUGAUAGCGCAUUUCUUCUUCAUUACAUACGAAGAUUUGAGAGUGCAUUUGUAACAUGGAAAGGAAAGGAUGCCGAGUACAUAAACUCUCUUAAUCUGGUGAUGCUCAUUGAUCUUUUAAGCAACAAUUUAGUAGGUGACGUUCCUGCGGAAAUUUCCAGUCUUGUAAUGCUAGUUGGAUCGAACCUUUCAAGAAACAACCUAUCUGGAUUCCUUCCUCCAAAUAUUGAACGAUUAAGGUCUUUGGAUUUUCUUGAUUUUGCAAGAAACCACUUCUCUGGGGGUAUUCCUACUAGCGUCUCUCAAUUGGAUCAACUUGGAGUGUUAGAUUUGUCAUACAAUAACUUGUCGGGCAAAAUUCCACAAAGCAUUCAUUUGCGAAACCCUGAACUUUGUGGCCUUCCACUUACAAAAGCUUGUUCGGAAGAUGAAAUGGCUUAA